Messenger RNA from Oryzias latipes (Japanese medaka), 971 nucleotides. RefSeq names its product stress-associated endoplasmic reticulum protein family member 2 (gene serp2). The record is from RefSeq and is a predicted model, not a curated record. Gene Ontology annotation, biological process: endoplasmic reticulum unfolded protein response. NCBI's taxonomy places the organism in Eukaryota, Metazoa, Chordata, Actinopteri, Beloniformes, Adrianichthyidae. Gene Ontology annotation, cellular component: endoplasmic reticulum.
CAGUUUCCUGUUUGUGCCCACCACUAUCCUCUCUCUGGAUGCUGGCUGCCGUCGUCCGCCUGCAGCACCAGAAAGUAGCUGUUAAGCGGAGAGAAUAAAUUAGCCUUGCUGUUUUCCACGCUCUGUGAGGAAAGAUGGUGGCCAAACAGAGGAUCCGCAUGGCCAACGAGAAACACAGCAAAAACAUCACGCAGAGAGGAAACGUGGCCAAGACGCUGAAAGCCUCCGCAGAGCUGUCUUUGAGGACAGCUGUGAUGAGUAGCAGAUGUGAAAGCAGGCUUCAUCAAAAAGCAAAUGUAGAGAAUUGGGAGAAGCGACCGCAGGAGGAGAAGUACCCUGUGGGUCCCUGGCUGCUGGCUCUCUUUGUCUUUGUUGUUUGUGGAUCAGCUAUCUUUCAGAUCAUCCAGAGCAUCCGGAUGGGGAUGUGACCCUACAUCACCUACCACCCCGUCUCAGCUUUCCUGAUGUCCUCACUGAGCCUGGACCCCCCACCCCCGCCUACAAACGCCCCCCCCUGCCUUGAAUCAGCGUUUACAGUGUUGCAGUCUGUGGGACUGACACCUUUUCUAUGGACAGUCUGAAACCACGCUGGCUGGAAAACAUGGAUCCUCACUGGCUGGAGUGUGAGAAUGUGUGUGACAACGUGCCAAACUGGUGUCUUGAACUUUUCAUCUGUACUGUAAGAAAAGUGAUUUUUGCAAAUAAAUGUUAAGCAUUUGGCCGAUAUUUAUUGCAUUUUUUUCUUAAAAACACAUCCAUUCUUUGGGGUCAGAGCCCCAAUUUUGAAGAUUUUUUUUUUUUUUGUAUUGGUUUUUCUUUUUUCACAAGUUUUUAUUUUUAUUCAUCCUUUAUUGUUUUUAAUCAUUCUGUCUUUUAUUUAUUAUUGUUCUGCCUUAAUUUUUCAGCGUAUGUCAAUGUACAGCACAGUUGUUUUAAAUGUGCUUUUUAAAUAAAGUUUGACUUGACAAACA